Molecule: messenger RNA, 13946 nt
Organism: Gracilinanus agilis (Agile Gracile Mouse Opossum)
Lineage: Eukaryota; Metazoa; Chordata; Mammalia; Didelphimorphia; Didelphidae
Gene: LRP1
Product: LDL receptor related protein 1
Exons: 89
Coding region: 123-13778 (4551 amino acids)
Molecular function (GO): calcium ion binding; protein binding
Source: RefSeq, a predicted model, not a curated record
CCCAGAGCAAGAAAGACCAAACUAAAGGCGGGGAGGAAAAGGGGGGACCCCCCUGAGGGGGGCCGAGACUAAAGGAGCCAGAUUCCGGAGGAGGGGGCUGCUCGCCUCGGCCCCACACCACCAUGCUGAGCCCGCUGAGCCCACUGAGCCCGCUGCCGCUGCUGCUGCUGCCGCCGCUGCUCUCGGCUCUGGCCGCAGCGGCGAUGGAUGCCCCCAAGACCUGCAGCCCCAAGCAAUUUGCUUGCAGAGACCAGAUCACCUGCAUCUCCAAAGGCUGGCGCUGUGAUGGAGAAAAGGACUGUCCAGAUGGUUCCGACGAGGCCCCUGAGAUCUGUCCACAGAGCAAGGUCCAGAGAUGUCAGCCCAAUGAGUACAAUUGCCUUGGCACAGAGCUGUGUGUGCCCAUGUCCCGCCUCUGCAAUGGGGUACAAGACUGCUUCGAUGGCUCUGAUGAGGGCCCUCAUUGCCGAGAGCUCCGAGCCAACUGCUCCCGAGCAGGCUGCCAACAUCACUGUGUCCCCACACUCAGUGGGCCCUCCUGUUAUUGCAACAGCAGCUUCCAGCUCCAGAGUGACAAUAAAAGCUGCAAAGACUUUGAUGAGUGUUCCGUCUAUGGAACAUGCAGCCAGGUGUGCGCCAACACGGAUGGAGCCUUUACCUGUAGCUGUGUGGAAGGUUACCUGCUACAACCUGACAACCGCUCCUGCAAGGCCAAGAAUGAGCCAGUAGACCGCCCCGCUGUGUUACUGAUUGCCAACUCCCAGAACAUCUUGGCCACAUAUCUAAGUGGGGUGCCAGUGCCCACCAUCACACCCACGGGCACCCGCCAGACUACUGCCAUGGACUUCAGUUAUGCCAAUGAAACUGUGUGUUGGGUGCACGUAGGGGACAGUGCUGCCCAGACCCUGCUGAAGUGUGCACGGAUGCCUGGUCUCAAAGGUUUUGUGGAGGAGUAUUCGAUCAACAUCUCUCUCAGUCUGCACCAUGUGGAGCAGAUGGCCAUUGAUUGGCUCACGGGCAACUUCUAUUUUGUGGAUGACAUCGAUGACAGAAUCUUUGUGUGCAACCAGAAUGGGGACACCUGUGUCACUCUGUUGGACGUGGAGCUUUACAAUCCCAAGGGCAUUGCUCUUGACCCUGCCAUGGGGAAGGUAUUCUUCACGGACUAUGGGCAGAUCCCAAAGGUGGAGCGCUGUGACAUGGAUGGGCAGAACCGAACCAAGUUGGUGGAUAGUAAGAUCGUGUUCCCCCAUGGUAUCACUCUGGAUCUGGUCAGUCGGCUUGUGUACUGGGCCGAUGCCUACCUGGACUACAUCGAGGUGGUGGACUAUGAGGGCAAGGGUCGGCAGACCAUCAUCCAAGGCAUCCUGAUCGAGCACCUGUAUGGCCUGACCGUGUUUGAGAACUAUCUGUACGCCACCAACUCAGACAAUGCCAACUCACAGCAGAAAACGAGUGUCAUCCGAGUGAAUCGAUUCAACAGCACAGAAUACCAGGUGGUCACUCGGGUGGACAAGGGGGGGGCUCUCCAUAUUUAUCACCAACGGCGCCAACCCCGAGUGAGGAGCCAUGCCUGUGAGAACGAUCAAUAUGGGAAACCAGGAGGCUGCUCAGACAUCUGCCUUCUGGCCAAUAGCCACAAAGCCCGGACGUGCCGCUGUCGUUCAGGCUUUAGCCUGGGCAGUGAUGGGAAAUCCUGCAAAAAACCAGAGCAUGAGCUGUUCCUGGUAUAUGGAAAGGGCCGGCCAGGUAUCAUCCGAGGUAUGGACAUGAAUGCCAAGGUCCCCGAUGAGCACAUGAUCCCCAUAGAAAACCUCAUGAAUCCCCGGGCACUGGACUUCCAUGCUGAGACUGGCUUCAUCUACUUUGCUGAUACCACCAGCUACCUCAUUGGCCGUCAGAAGAUCGAUGGCACUGAGCGGGAGACCAUACUCAAGGAAGGUAUUCAUAAUGUAGAAGGAGUGGCUGUGGAUUGGAUGGGAGACAAUUUGUAUUGGACUGAUGAUGGGCCCAAGAAGACUAUCAGUGUGGCAAGGCUGGAGAAGGCAGCCCAGACCCGGAAGACGCUGAUUGAGGGCAAAAUGACUCAUCCCAGAGCCAUUGUGGUAGACCCACUCAAUGGGUGGAUGUAUUGGACAGACUGGGAGGAAGACCCCAAAGACAGCCGCCGGGGCCGACUGGAGCGAGCCUGGAUGGAUGGUUCCCACAGGGAUGUCUUUGUCACAUCCAAGACAGUGCUGUGGCCCAACGGCCUGAGCCUGGACAUCCCUGCUGGACGCCUUUACUGGGUAGAUGCCUUCUAUGACCGAAUUGAGACCGUAUUGCUCAAUGGCACUGACCGAAAGAUUGUGUAUGAGGGUCCUGAACUGACUCAUGCCUUUGGCCUGUGUCACCACGGCUCCUAUCUCUUCUGGACCGAGUAUCGAAGUGGCAGUGUGUACCGUCUAGAGCGGGGAGCACCAGGCACAACUCCCAUUGUGACUCUGCUUCGAAGCGAGAGGCCCCCUAUCUUUGAAAUCCGGAUGUAUGAUGCCCAGCAGCAGCAAGUGGGUACCAAUAAAUGCCGUGUGAACAAUGGCGGCUGCAGUAGCCUCUGCCUAGCUACUCCUGGUAGUCGACAAUGUGCGUGUGCAGAAGACCAGGUGCUGGAUGCUGACGGUGUCACCUGCCUUGCCAACCCAUCAUACGUGCCUCCACCCCAAUGCCAGCCUGGCGAAUUCGCAUGUGCCAACAGCCGGUGCAUCCAGGAACGAUGGAAAUGCGAUGGUGACAAUGACUGUCUGGAUAACAGUGACGAGGCCCCUGCCCUCUGCCACCAGCACACAUGCCCUUCUGACCGCUUCAAGUGUGAGAAUAAUCGAUGCAUCCCCAACCGAUGGCUGUGCGAUGGGGACAACGAUUGUGGGAACAGUGAGGAUGAAUCUAACUCCACCUGCUCAGCCCGAACCUGCCCCCCCAAUCAGUUCUCCUGCGCCAGCGGCCGCUGCAUCCCCAUCUCCUGGACGUGUGACCUAGACGAUGACUGUGGUGACCGAUCCGAUGAGUCAGCCUCAUGUGCCUACCCCACCUGUUUCCCCCUGACUCAAUUUACCUGCAACAAUGGCAGAUGUAUCAACUUCAACUGGCGCUGUGACAAUGACAACGACUGUGGAGACAACAGUGACGAGGCGGGCUGCAGCCACUCCUGCUCCAGUACACAGUUCAAGUGUAACAGCGGUCGGUGCAUCCCUGAGCACUGGACCUGCGAUGGAGACAACGACUGUGGAGACUACAGUGAUGAGACCCAUGCCAACUGCACCAACCAGGCCACUCGACCUCCUGGUGGCUGCCAUGCCGAUGAGUUUCAGUGCCGGCUGGAUGGACUGUGCAUCCCCCUUCGGUGGCGUUGCGAUGGAGACACAGACUGCAUGGACUCUAGUGAUGAGAAGAAUUGUGAGGGGGUCACCCAUGUCUGUGACCCCAAUGUCAAGUUUGGCUGCAAAGAUUCAGCGCGGUGCAUCAGCAAGGCCUGGGUAUGCGACGGGGACAGCGACUGUGUGGACAACUCGGACGAGGAGAACUGCGAGUCCCUGGCCUGCAAGCCCCCCUCGCACCCCUGCGCCAACAACACCUCCGUCUGCCUGCCCCCCGACAAGCUCUGCGAUGGCAACGAUGACUGCGGAGACGGCUCCGACGAGGGCGACCUGUGUGACCAGUGCUCCCUGAACAACGGCGGCUGCAGCCACAACUGCUCCGUGGCUCCCGGGGAGGGCAUCCUGUGCUCGUGCCCUCUGGGCAUGGAGCUGGCACCCGACAACCGCACCUGUCAGAUCCAGAGCUACUGUGCCAAGCACCUCAAGUGUAGCCAGAAGUGUGAGCAGAACAAGUUCAGCGUCAAGUGUUCUUGCUACGAAGGCUGGAUGCUGGAGCCCGACGGCGAGAGCUGCCAGAGCCUGGACCCUUUCAAGCCAUUCAUCAUCUUCUCCAAUCGGCAUGAGAUCCGCCGGAUCGACCUACACAAGGGCGACUACAGCGUCCUGGUGCCCGGCCUCCGCAACACCAUCGCCCUGGAUUUCCACCUCAGCCACAGCGCGCUCUACUGGACUGAUGUGGUGGAGGACAAGAUCUACCGGGGGAAGCUGCUGGACAAUGGAGCUCUGACCAGCUUUGAGGUGGUGAUUCAGUACGGACUGGCAACGCCCGAGGGCCUCGCUGUAGACUGGAUCGCUGGCAACAUAUACUGGGUCGAGAGCAACCUGGACCAGAUCGAGGUGGCCAAGCUGGAUGGAACCAUGAGAACCACCCUCCUGGCCGGCGACAUAGAACACCCUCGAGCUAUCGCCCUGGACCCCCGUGAUGGGAUCCUGUUCUGGACAGACUGGGACGCCAGCCUUCCCCGAAUUGAGGCAGCCUCCAUGAGUGGAGCUGGCCGACGCACCAUCCAUCGGGAGACUGGUUCUGGAGGUUGGCCCAAUGGACUCACGGUGGACUACUUGGAGAAGCGUAUCCUCUGGAUCGAUGCUCGGUCUGAUGCCAUCUAUUCUGCCCGCUACGAUGGCUCUGGCCACAUGGAGGUGCUUCGGGGACACGAGUUCCUGUCACACCCAUUUGCAGUGACGCUAUAUGGAGGAGAAGUGUACUGGACAGACUGGAGAACAAACACGUUGGCCAAAGCCAACAAGUGGACGGGCCACAAUGUCACUGUUGUCCAGCGGACCAACACACAGCCCUUUGAUCUGCAAGUGUAUCACCCUUCCAGACAGCCAAUGGCUCCUAAUCCCUGUGAGGCCAAUGGUGGCCGGGGCCCUUGUUCUCAUCUGUGUCUCAUCAACUACAACCGAACUGUCUCCUGCGCCUGUCCUCACCUCAUGAAACUGGACAAGGACAAAACCACCUGCUAUGAGUUUAAGAAGUUCUUGCUGUACGCUCGUCAGAUGGAGAUCCGGGGUGUGGACCUAGACGCCCCCUACUACAACUACAUCAUCUCCUUCACCGUGCCCGACAUCGACAACGUCACAGUCCUCGAUUAUGAUGCCCGGGAGCAGCGCGUCUACUGGUCUGACGUCCGAACUCAGGCCAUCAAGCGUGCCUUCAUCAACGGCACCGGCGUCGAGACGGUCGUCUCUGCAGAUCUUCCAAAUGCUCAUGGGCUGGCUGUGGACUGGGUGUCCCGAAAUCUGUUCUGGACGAGCUACGACACCAACAAGAAGCAAAUUAACGUGGCCCGUUUGGAUGGCUCCUUCAAGAAUGCAGUGGUCCAGGGACUAGAGCAGCCACACGGACUCGUUGUCCACCCCCUGCGUGGGAAGCUAUACUGGACAGAUGGUGAUAACAUCAGCAUGGCCAGUCUGGAUGGUAGCAACCGCAGCCUCCUCUUCACGGGCCAGAAAGGCCCUGUGGGCCUGGCUAUUGAUUUUCCCGAGAACAAACUGUAUUGGAUCAGCUCCGGAAACCACACCAUUAACCGCUGCAACCUAGAUGGGAGCGGCCUAGAGAUCAUCGACACGAUGAGGAGCCAACUGGGCAAGGCCACGGCCCUGGCCAUCAUGGGAGACAAGCUGUGGUGGGCAGACCAGGUCUCGGAGAAGAUGGGCACCUGCAACAAGGCAGACGGCUCGGGGGCCGCCGUCCUGAGGAACAGCACCACCCUGGUCAUGCACAUGAAGGUGUACGACGAGAGCAUCCAGCUCGGUCUCCAGGGAACCAACCCCUGCAGCGUGAACAACGGCGAGUGCUCCCAGCUCUGCCUCCCCACCUCGGAGACGACGCGCACUUGCAUGUGCACAGCUGGCUAUAGCCUCCGCAGCGGUCAGCAGGCCUGUGAGGGUGUGGGCUCCUUCCUCCUGUAUUCCGUGCACGAGGGGAUCCGGGGGAUACCGCUGGACCCCAGCGACAAGUCGGAUGCCCUGGUCCCUGUGUCUGGAACAUCACUUGCUGUGGGCAUCGACUUCCAUGCUGACAACGACACAAUCUACUGGGUAGACAUGGGUCUCAGCACCAUCAGCCGAGCCAAGAGGGACCAGACGUGGCGUGAGGAUGUAGUCACCAAUGGCAUUGGCCGUGUGGAAGGCAUUGCUGUGGACUGGAUAGCAGGCAACAUCUAUUGGACUGACCAAGGGUUUGAUGUGAUCGAGGUGGCCAGGCUCAAUGGCUCGUUUCGCUAUGUCGUCAUUUCCCAAGGCUUGGACAAGCCACGGGCCAUCACCGUCUACCCAGAGAAGGGGUAUCUGUUCUGGACAGAGUGGGGCCAGUACCCAAGAAUUGAGAGGUCACGGCUGGACGGCACAGAAAGAGUAGUCUUGGUCAACGUGAGCAUCAGCUGGCCCAAUGGCAUCUCUGUUGACUACGAGGAAGGGAAGUUAUACUGGUGUGAUGCUCGGACGGACAAGAUUGAGCGAAUCGAUCUGGAGACAGGCGAAAACCGAGAGGUGGUGCUCUCCAGUAACAACAUGGACAUGUUCUCUGUGUCUGUAUUUGAGGACUUCAUCUACUGGAGUGACAGGACCCAUGCCAAUGGCUCCAUCAAGCGAGGGAGCAAGGACAAUGCCACCGACUCAGUCCCACUCCGGACAGGGAUUGGAGUCCAGCUCAAGGACAUCAAAGUCUUCAACAGAGACCGGCAGAAAGGCACAAAUGUGUGUGCGGUGGCCAACGGUGGGUGCCAACAGCUGUGCUUGUACAGAGGGGGCGGGCGCUGGACCUGCGCCUGUGCCCAUGGGAUGCUGGCCGAGGACGGAGCAUCCUGCCGCGAGUACGCCGGCUACCUGCUCUACUCGGAGCGCACCAUCCUCAAGAGCGUCCAUCUGUCGGACGAGCGCAACCUCAAUGCGCCCGUGCAGCCCUUCGAGGACCCUGAGCACAUGAAGAACGUGAUUGCCCUCGCCUUUGACUACCGGGCCGCCGGCUCCCCGGGCACUGCCAACCGCAUCUUCUUCAGUGACAUCCACUUCGGGAACAUCCAGCAGAUCAAUGAUGACGGCUCUGGAAGGGUCACCAUCGUGGAGAAUGUGGGGUCAGUGGAGGGUCUGGCCUACCAUCGAGGCUGGGACACCUUAUACUGGACAAGCUAUACCACAUCGACCAUCACUCGCCAUACGGUGGAUCAGAGCCGGCCGGGGGCCUUCGAACGCGAAACAGUCAUCACCAUGUCUGGCGACGAUCACCCAAGAGCCUUCGUGCUAGAUGAGUGCCAGAACCUGAUGUUCUGGACCAACUGGAAUGAGCAGCAUCCAAGCAUCAUGCGGGCGGCACUGUCAGGGGCCAACGUCCUGACGCUGAUCGAACGGGACAUCCGAACCCCCAAUGGUCUGGCCAUUGACCACCGUGCAGAGAAGCUCUACUUCUCUGAUGCCACGCUGGACAAGAUCGAGCGCUGCGAAUAUGAUGGCUCCCACCGAUAUGUUAUCCUGAAGUCAGAGCCUGUCCACCCCUUUGGGCUGGCUGUGUAUGGGGAGCACAUUUUCUGGACAGACUGGGUGCGACGGGCCGUGCAGCGAGCCAACAAGUACGUGGGGAGUGACAUGAAACUGCUCCGAGUGGACAUCCCCCAGCAGCCCAUGGGCAUCGUCGCCGUGGCCAACGACACCAACAGCUGUGAGCUCUCCCCUUGCCGUAUCAACAAUGGCGGCUGUCAGGACCUGUGCAUGCUCACUCCCCAGGGACACGUCAACUGCUCUUGUCGGGGGGCUCGCAUCCUCCAAGAUGACUUCACCUGCCGUGCUGUGAACUCCACCUGCCGGGCACAAGAUGAGUUUGAGUGCGCCAACGGAAAAUGCAUCAGCUUCAGCCUGACCUGCGACGGCAUCUCCCACUGCAAGGACAAGUCAGAUGAGAAGCCGUCCUACUGCAACACCCGCCGCUGUAAGAAGACUUUCCGUCUGUGUAACAAUGGGCGCUGCGUGCCCAACAACCUGUGGUGCAACGGGGCAGACGACUGCGGCGACGGCUCAGACGAGAUCCCAUGUAACAAGACCGCCUGCGCAGCCAACGAGUUCCAGUGCCAGGAUGGGGGCUGCAUCAGUAACUCCAGCCGCUGCAACCAAUUUUUAGACUGUGAAGAUGCAUCAGAUGAGAUGAAUUGUAGCACCACUGACUGUAGCAGCUACUUCCGCCUGGGGGUGAAGGAGGUGACGUUCCAUCCUUGCGAGCGGACAUCCCUGUGCUAUGCCUCCAGCUGGGUUUGUGAUGGUGCCAAUGACUGUGGGGACUACAGUGAUGAGCGUGACUGUCCAGGUGUGAAGCGCCCCAGGUGCCCUCUGAAUUACUUCCCCUGCCCCAGUGGCCGGUGCAUCCCCAUGAGCUGGACGUGUGACAAAGAGGAUGACUGCGAGCAUGGAGAGGAUGAGGUCCAUUGUAACAAGUUCUGCUCAGAGGCCCAGUUUGAGUGCCAAAAUCAUCGCUGCAUCUCCAAGCAAUGGCUGUGUGAUGGGAGCGACGACUGCGGGGAUGGCUCCGAUGAAGCUACGCACUGUCAGGGAAAGACAUGUGGCCCAUCAUCCUUCUCUUGCCCGGGCACCCACAUCUGCGUCCCUGACCGCUGGCUCUGUGAUGGGGACAAAGACUGCGCGGACGGCGCUGAUGAGAGCGUUGCAGCGGGCUGUUUGUACAACAGCACGUGUGACGAGCGUGAGUUCAUGUGUCAGAACCGUCAGUGCAUCCCCAAACAUUUUGUCUGUGAUCACGACCGAGACUGUGCAGAUGGCUCUGAUGAGUCUCCGGAAUGUGAGUACCCCACGUGCGGCCCUACCGAGUUCCGUUGUGCCAAUGGGCGCUGCCUGAGCUCCCGCCAGUGGGAAUGUGAUGGGGAGAAUGACUGUCACGACCAGAGUGAUGAGGCCCCGAAGAAUCCUCACUGUACCAGCCCAGAGCACAAGUGCAACGCCUCGUCCCAGUUCCUGUGUGAGAGCGGCCGCUGCGUGAGCGAAUCCCUGGUGUGCGACGGGCAGGAUGACUGCGGGGACGGCUCGGACGAGCGGAGCUGCCACAUCAACGAGUGUCUGAGCCGGAAGCUCAGCGGCUGCAGCCAGGACUGUGAGGACCUCAAGAUCGGCUACAAGUGCCGCUGCCGCCCGGGAUUCCGGCUGAAGGACGACGGGCGGACGUGCGCAGACGUGGACGAGUGCAGCACCAGCUUCCCCUGCAGCCAGCGCUGCAUCAACACCCACGGCAGCUACAAGUGUCUGUGUGUGGAGGGCUACGCCCCCCGCGGGGGCGACACCCACAGCUGCAAGGCCGUGACCGAUGAGGAGCCGUUCUUGAUCUUCGCCAACCGCUACUACCUUCGCAAGCUCAACCUGGAUGGCACCAACUACACCCUGCUCAAGCAGGGCCUGAACAACGCCGUCGCUCUGGACUUCGACUACCGAGAACAGAUGAUCUACUGGACAGACGUGACCACUCAGGGCAGCAUGAUCCGAAGGAUGAACAUCAACGGGAGUAACGUCCAGGUGCUGCACCGAACAGGUCUCAGUAACCCAGAUGGGCUGGCUGUGGACUGGGUGGGUGGAAACCUGUACUGGUGUGACAAGGGCAGAGAUACCAUUGAGGUGUCCAAGCUCAAUGGGGCCUACCGGACGGUGCUGGUCAGCUCAGGGCUUCGGGAGCCUAGAGCACUGGUGGUGGAUGUCCAAAAUGGGUACCUCUACUGGACAGACUGGGGUGACCACUCCCUGAUUGGAAGGAUCGGCAUGGAUGGCUCAGGGCGCAGUGUUGUUGUGGACACCAAGAUCACGUGGCCCAAUGGGCUAACCCUGGACUAUGUCACCGAACGGAUCUAUUGGGCAGAUGCCCGAGAGGACUACAUUGAGUUUGCCAGCUUGGAUGGUUCCAAUCGCCACAUCGUGCUGAGCCAGGACAUCCCCCAUAUCUUUGCACUCACCCUGUUUGAGGACUUUGUGUACUGGACUGAUUGGGAGACCAAGUCUAUAAACCGGGCACACAAGACUACGGGAGCCAACAAGACAUUGCUCAUUAGCACCUUACAUCGGCCCAUGGACCUCCACGUCUUCCAUGCCCUUCGUCAGCCUGAUGUCCCUAAUCACCCAUGCAAGGUGAACAACGGUGGCUGCAGCAACCUGUGUCUCCUCUCUCCUGGCGGGGGCCACAAAUGCGCGUGUCCCACAAACUUCUACCUGGGAGGUGACGAGCGCACCUGUGUGUCCAACUGCACAGCCAGUCAGUUUGUGUGUAAGAACGAUAAGUGCAUCCCCUUCUGGUGGAAGUGUGACACCGAGGAUGACUGUGGGGACCACUCGGACGAGCCGCCCGAUUGCCCCGAGUUCAAGUGCCGUCCGGGACAAUUCCAGUGCUCGACGGGCAUCUGCACGAACCCAGCCUUCAUCUGCGAUGGUGACAACGACUGUCAGGACAACAGCGACGAGGCCAAUUGUGACAUCCACGUGUGUCUGCCCAGCCAGUUCAAGUGUACGAACACCAAUCGCUGCAUCCCCGGCAUCUUCCGCUGUAACGGGCAGGACAACUGUGGGGACGGCGAGGACGAGCGGGACUGUCCGGAAGUGACCUGUGCCCCCAACCAGUUCCAGUGUGCCAUCACUAAGCGCUGCAUCCCCCGGGUCUGGGUCUGCGAUAGGGACAAUGACUGUGUGGACGGCAGUGACGAGCCCGCUAACUGCACCCAGAUGACCUGUGGAGUGGAUGAAUUCCGCUGUAAGGACUCCGGACGCUGCAUCCCCGCUCGAUGGAAAUGUGAUGGAGAAGAUGACUGUGGAGAUGGCUCUGAUGAGCCCAAAGAGGAGUGUGACGAGCGGACCUGUGAGCCUUAUCAGUUCCGCUGCAAGAACAACCGCUGCGUCCCGGGCCGCUGGCAGUGUGACUACGACAAUGACUGCGGCGACAACUCGGACGAGGAAAGCUGCACACCCCGGCCUUGCUCAGAGAGUGAGUUUUCCUGUGCCAAUGGCCGCUGCAUCGCAGGACGGUGGAAAUGCGAUGGGGAUCACGACUGUGCUGAUGGCUCUGAUGAGAAAGACUGCACCCCUCGCUGUGACAUGGAUCAGUUCCAGUGCAAGAGCGGCCACUGCAUCCCCCUGCGCUGGCGCUGUGAUGCUGAUGCCGAUUGCAUGGAUGGUAGUGACGAAGAGGCAUGCAGCACUGGCGUGAGGACCUGCCCCCUUGAUGAGUUUCAGUGUAACAACACCCUGUGCAAACCGCUGGCCUGGAAGUGUGAUGGGGAGGACGACUGUGGUGAUAACUCGGAUGAGAACCCUGAGGAGUGUGCCCGCUUCCAGUGCCCCCCCAACAGGCCAUUCCGAUGCAAGAACGAUCGGGUCUGUCUGUGGAUUGGAAGGCAGUGUGACGGGACAGACAACUGUGGAGAUGGGACUGACGAGGAGGACUGUGAACCCCCCACAGCCCAGUCCCCGCACUGUAAGGACAAGAAAGCCCAGUUUCUCUGCCGGAAUGGGCGCUGCCUCUCUGCCACGCUCCGAUGCAACAUGUUUGAUGACUGUGAGGACGGCUCUGAUGAGGAAGGCUGUAGCCCUGACCCAAAGCUGAGCAGCUGUGCCGGGAACGGAAGCGUGUGUGGGGAUGAGGCUCGCUGCGUCCAGAGUCCCAAGGCUGUGUACUGUGCCUGCCGCCCAGGAUUCCAUACUGUGCCCGGCCAGCGUGGCUGCCAAGACAUCAACGAGUGUUUGCGCUUCGGCACCUGCUCCCAGCUGUGCAACAACACCAAGGGCAGCCACCUCUGUAGCUGUGCUCGGAACUUCAUGAAGGUCCAUAACACGUGCAAAGCCGAAGGCUCAGAAUACCAGGUCCUGUACAUUGCGGACGACAAUGAGAUUCGAAGCCUGUUUCCCGGACACCCCAACUCUGCCUAUGAGCAGGCAUUCCAAGGGGAUGAGAGUGUCCGCAUUGAUGCCAUGGAUGUUCAUGUCAAGGCUGGACGAGUCUACUGGACCAACUGGCACACAGGCACCAUCUCUUUCCGCAGCCUGCCACCCACAGCUCCCCCUACCACAUCGAACCGUCAUCGGCGCCAGACGGAAGGGGGUGUCACCCACCUUAAUAUUUCAGGGCUGAAGAUGCCACGGGGCAUUGCCAUUGACUGGGUAGCAGGAAAUAUAUACUGGACAGACUCAGGGCGGGAUGUGAUCGAAGUGGCCCAGAUGAAAGGCGAGAACCGCAAGACACUCAUAUCAGGCAUGAUUGAUGAGCCUCACGCCAUUGUGGUUGACCCACUUCGAGGCACCAUGUACUGGUCAGACUGGGGCAACCACCCAAAGAUCGAGACGGCUGCCAUGGAUGGGACUCUCAGGGAGACACUGGUCCAGGACAAUAUCCAGUGGCCCACAGGCUUGGCAGUGGAUUACCACAACGAGAGGCUGUACUGGGCAGAUGCUAAACUCUCCGUCAUCGGCAGCAUCCGGCUCAAUGGCACCGACCCUGUGCUGGCUGCUGACAGCAAAAGAGGUCUGAGUCACCCCUUUAGCAUCGAUGUCUUUGAAGACUAUAUCUAUGGUGUCACCUACAUCAACAACCGGGUCUUCAAGAUCCAUAAAUUUGGACACAGCCCUUUGAUCAACCUGACUGGGGGCCUGAGCCACGCUUCGGAUGUAGUCUUGUAUCAUCAACACAAACAACCAGAAGUGACCAAUCCCUGUGACCGAAAGAAAUGUGAAUGGCUUUGCCUCCUGAGUCCCAGUGGCCCUGUCUGCACCUGCCCCAAUGGGAAACGGCUGGAUAAUGGCACUUGUGUUCUGUUGCCUUCACCAACUCCGCCACCAGAUGCACCUCGGCCAGGGACCUGCAGCCUCCUGUGCCUCAAUGGUGGCAGCUGCUUCCUCAAUGCCAGGCGCCAGCCCAAGUGCCGAUGCCAGCCUCGCUACACAGGCGACAAGUGUGAACAGGACCAGUGCUGGCAGCACUGUCAGAAUGGGGGAACCUGUGCUGCCUCACCCUCUGGCAUGCCCACAUGUCGGUGCCCAACAGGCUUCACAGGCCCCACAUGCAACCAGCAGGUAUGUGCAGGAUAUUGUUCUCACAACGGCACCUGCUCCGUCAACCAGGGCAACCAACCCCAGUGCCGGUGCUUGCCAGACUUUCUGGGGGACCGAUGCCAAUUCAAGAAAUGCUUUGACUACUGUGAGAACCAGGGUGUUUGCCAGAUGGCCUCGGAUGGCACCAAGCUGUGCCGAUGCACAGGCCAGUUUGAGGGCCCGCAGUGCCAGGUGGACAAAUGUAGCCGCUGCCUGGAUGGGACGUGCACUAUCCUUCGGCAGAGUGGGGACGUCAGCUGCAACUGCUCUGAUGGCCGGGUGGCCCCCAGCUGUCUCACCUGCGAUGGCCACUGCUUCAAUGGAGGCUCCUGCACCAUGAACAGCAAACAGAUGCCCGAGUGCCAGUGCCUUUCCCCAAACACAGGCCCACGGUGUGAGCAGUCAGUCAGCGAAUCCCAGCCUGGACGUAUCGCCUCCAUCCUCAUUCCCAUCUUCCUGUUGCUUCUGCUGCUCCUGGUGGCUGGGACUGUCUUUUGGUACAAGCGUCGAGUCCGGGGGGCCAAGGGCUUCCAGCACCAGCGAAUGACCAAUGGAGCCAUGAAUGUAGAGAUUGGGAACCCCACGUAUAAGAUGUACGAGGGCGGGGAGCCAGAUGAUGUCGGGGGCCUGCUGGAUGCUGACUUUGCUCUGGACCCUGAUAAGCCCACCAAUUUCACAAACCCCGUGUAUGCCACUCUCUACAUGGGGGGCCACGGUAGCCGACACUCACUGGCCAGCACCGAUGAGAAGCGGGAACUGCUAGGUCGAGGGCUCGAGGAUGAGCUGGGAGACCCCCUGGCAUAGGGGCCCCUGCCCCCACCCCAGCCUGGACUCCAGAGAUACCUUCCCCCCUCCCAUGAGAAAUCCUUUUCAACUCUCCCCCCUCACCUGAGUACUCUCCCUCCCCAAACCCGGCCCCCUGGCCGAUGUAUAAAUGUAAAAAUGAAGGAAUUACUUUUUAUAUGUGAGUGA